AUGCGCACUCCCCGGAUUGUGAUUCUUGUUCUCUGUAUAUCCGCGUCCUUCUUCCUCCUUUUCCGCGCAGCGACAGCCUCCAGACGAGCCGCAGACUCCCGAUACCCCACUGAGCUGCGACCAAACAGAUCAGUAUGGGGGCUCAUCUUCUACAACACGCCCUUUUCCCUGUUUCCUCCCAACGCCGCCAUCAGCUUGACCGACGACAACAGCACGUCUUUUGCGGCGCGGCCUGCUGCGUUUGGCCCUAGGUUGCGACCCAACGGUCUAAGUGGGCAGCUGUGGGUUGGGAGCGGUUUCAUUGAGGAUAGCCUGGACGGCAAUGGCGAGCUGGGCUGCAGCGACCUCCCAGGCUGGGAUGGUGCCGAUGCCUCCAAGUCUACUCGCCGGCCGAGGCGCAGCCAAGAGCUUCUUAGUCCGGAUAGCUCCGAAACAGAUACCAAAGCAAGUCUCAGCAAAGACAUCCCCACCGAUGACGGCACCGACAAUCACCUCCACGAAAGGCUUCCGCUUACUCGGCGGGACACUUCUGUGUCUUCCCACGCCGAUAUCCAGUCGAUUCAAGAGGGGGCCGAGAUCAAGGGAAAGAUUGUUCUGUUAAUGCGCGGAGGAUGUGGCUUCCUGGAGAAAGUCAUGUGGGCACAGCGAAGAGGAGCCAUUGGCGUCAUUGUCGGUGACAACGUCAAGGGAGGUCCUCUCAUCCAGAUGUUUGCUCGCGGCGACGAGGUCGAUAACGUGACGAUUCCAUCCGUCUUCACUGCCCGGACCACAGCACAGCUGCUUUCUUCGUUGACGCAGCCUGGCAGUUUUAUCGAAGAUACGCUUGACGAUAACGGCAAUCCCGUCCUCAAAGUCCAACAGGGCUCCAAGGCUAGGAAGAGCAAAGACACCGAUUCCAAGAAGAAAGCGCCCUCGAAAAAAUCCAAACCUUCAAACAAGGAAAAACGAAUUACAAAGAGAAAGGAGGUUGAGGAGAAGCCAAGCGGUUGGUUCAAGCGCCUUUUCAGCUGGGGCACGUCUUCUCGUGGCGUCGACAGUGAAAGCAGGCCACCCAGCAGCGGCCAACUGGAUUGGGUAAUGGUUGAAGACUGGGAAGAUGAGCAAGACAGUACCAUAAAACCCAGCGUGGCUAAAUCAAAGAAGCAACCGAAACGGCCGAAAUCUGAGGGCGACGACUUUGUCAUCGGAGUUCAAGACUGGCGGGAUCCAGAUGUCAUGGGCAAGAGCAAGGCGACUUCUGUAAGCAAGGACGCGCCAGCCAACUCCAACUCCAAGGGCGACACCUCCGACAAGACGCCCAGCGCCGAUAAGCCAAAGGGAGGAAGCAUUACCCCGGGCAGCGGCGAGUAUAAGCUGCGUAAAGUGUCUGAGGUCGAAAACGAAGCCACCUCGGCCUUUGAGCUGAGGGGGGUUUCACCAUCCACAAAGGGCCGCGGCCUGAUUUCUAGAAUCUUUGGCGAUGACGAGGACGACGACUUAGAUGCUGAGCUUGCCGACCCCGAAGACGGCGACUAUGACGACGACUUGCCCGAAGAAGAUGAAGAUCCUGUACCGCAUGAAGGCCUCUGGGUUACCAUUACACCAACCAGCAGCGCCAGUCCAUUCUUCGAUACGCUCCUUGUUCUUGUUAUCAGCCCUCUGGUGACUCUCUCAAUUGUGUAUGCGCUUUUAGUUUUACGAGCCAGAAUUCGUAGGAGAAGAUGGCGAGCCCCCAAGUCUGUGGUCGAACGUCUGCCCGUCAGGACAUAUCACACUGUUGCCCGAUCCCCCAGCCUAUCGCCCAGGGUCUCAUCCCCAACGCCGACCACGCCACUAUUGCAGCACACCCACAGCUCCAGCCCACCGAGAUCCCGGCCACGUUCCAGGACGACCACUGGGGUCAUGGAGAGCGCAAACUUUCUUGCCCCUACUCCCAGCGACUUGGCACUGCCGCAGACAUUGCCACAACGGAGCUCUCGGACUGGUCGCUCAGGGCACGAACGAGGAGCCAUCUCGGCAGAGUGGAAAAAGUACAUGGGACGGCAAGUGGAAUGUGUUGUCUGCUUGGAGGAGUAUGUCGAUGGCGUGAGCAGGGUGAUGAGGCUGCCUUGUGGCCAUGAGUUCCACGCCGACUGCAUCACUCCUUGGUUGACAACCCGCCGACGAACAUGCCCCAUCUGCAAGGGAGACGUAGUCCGCUCUAUGGCUCGUGGCUCGUGGGCUGGCCCUAGAUACGAGCCAUAUCAUGACGACGGCGAUGACGACGAUGAGCAGGUAGCUGAAGGUUCUGGAUCUAGAUCAUCCAGCGGCGACGAGGAUCUCGAGCAAGGCGUUGCUGAGGCGGAGCCCACGGCAUCACGUCGCUCGAACUGGCAAGAUAAUUUCUUCUUCAUCCUACCCGGUGGUAGACGCAGGACACAAUCCCCAUCCCCGCCAUCAGAUGAUCGCCAGACAUGA
Messenger RNA from Trichoderma breve, 2436 nucleotides. RefSeq names its product ring finger domain-containing protein. The record is from RefSeq and is a predicted model, not a curated record. The transcript is spliced from 3 exons. Gene Ontology annotation, molecular function: zinc ion binding. Lineage: Eukaryota; Fungi; Ascomycota; Sordariomycetes; Hypocreales; Hypocreaceae. The coding region runs from base 1 to 2436 and encodes 811 amino acids.